AGGAAACAAAAAUACAAAGCCGGACACACACACACUCAGAGAUACAUACACACACAGAGACAGACACAGAGACUGACAGACACAGAGAGACAGACACAGAGACUGAUACACACAGAGAGUCAGACACAGAGAGUCAGACACAGAGACUGACACACACAGAGAGUCAGACACAGAGACAGACACACAGAGACUGUCAGACACAGAGACUAACACACACAGAGAGACAGACACAGAGACUGUCAGACACAGAGAGUCAGACACAGAGACUGUCAGACACAGAGAGUCAGACACAGAGACAGACACACAGAGACUGUCAGACACAGAGACUGACAGACAGAGAGACUCACUCAGAGACUGACAGACAGAGAGAUUCACACAGAGACAAUUCUGAACAGGGGAGAAUCCCGACCUCACCCUUCAGGUAAGAUUAUUAUAACCUGUCUCUAAUACAGAACCUGUAUCUUCAUAUAAUACUGAUUGCUAAAUAUAUCCUAAUACAGAACCUGUAACUUCAUAUAACACUGAUUGCUAAAUAUAUCCUAAUACAGAGCCUGUAUCUUCAUAUAAGACUGAUUGCUAAAUAUAUCCCAAUACAGAACCUGUAACUUCAUAUAACACUGAUUGCUAAAUAUAUCCUAAUACAGAGCCUGUAUCUUCAUAUAACACUGAUUGAUAAAUAUAUCCCAAUACAGAGCCCGUAUCUUCAUAUAACACUGAUUGCUAAAUAUAUCCCAAUACAGAGCCUGUAUCUUCAUAUAACACUGAUUGCUAAAUAUAUCCUAAUACAGAGCCUGUAUCUUCAUAUAACACUGAUUGCUAAAUAUAUCCUAAUACAGAGCCUGUAUCUUCAUAUAAUACUGAUUGCUAAAUAUAUCCUAAUACAGACAGAACCUGUAUCUUCAUAUAACACUGAUUGCUAAAUAUAUCCUAAUACAGAACCUGUAUCUUCAUAUAACACUCACUGCUUCUGGUAAUUAAAUAUAUCUCUAAUACAGAACUUGUAACUUCAUAUGAUACUAACUUUCCAGUUUAGAAAUCUCUUCUUCAGUUAUUGUCGCAGUCUGGUGUUUAAUUAAUAUACCCCUCUUUGUGACAUUACCAGUACUGUGGCUUUUUUGAUAUGAUACAAAAAUUUGCAACAAUGUAGAUAUUCCUGAAUUAAUUAAUGAGUAAAGGCAACUUUCUGCACUCCCUCUGGUGCUUUGCCAGCAUUUUGGUUGUCAGAGCAUUAUGGGUGAUGUAGUUCAGAGCAUCUGGAGUGCCAAAGGUUGCCUCUCCCUGCUCUAAUUGGCCAAACCACUUCAUCUUUAUUUUGGUCCAUAGACCCCGCCCCUCUUGUCUGACACAUAAACCACGCCUCUAGCGCCUGUCAGACAGGCAGCCAUUACAGGCAUGUCCUCAUUGAAGACCUUGAAUUUGCAAAGGGCUUCAUGUUCAACGUCAUCACACACAUCGAACGAACAAAACUUAUCAGAAGUUAUGACGUCUUCAGAGGCGGCGUGGCUGCAGAAUAUAGACUAUCUUAGCAAAGGUUUAAAGAUAAGUGGAUUUGCUUUUUAUUUUUAUUUUAACAAAGGAGGGGGGGGCUGGAUCUACAUUAAAAAGACAACAUGCCAAUAUAAAAAUAAAUAUACUUAAAGGACCACUAUAGUGCCAGGAAAAACAAACUCGUUUUCCUGGCACUAUUGGGUCUUUGGGACCCCUCCCUCUGGGUCCCACUCCCGCUGAGCUGAAGGGGUUAAUCACUUACCUUUCGCCCUCGGUGCUGGGGACUCUCCUCCCUCUUCCGACGUCAUCAUCCGAUUGCGCAUGCGCGGUCAGUCCAUAGGAAAGCAUUUCUCAAUGCUUUCCUAUGGACACUGGCGUCUUCUCGCUGUGAUUUUCACAGUGAGAAGCUCCUCUAGCGGCUGUCAAUGAGAUAGCCACUAGAGGCUGGAUUAACCCUAUUUUAAACAUAGCAGUUUCUCUGAAACUGCUAUGUUUACAGCUGCAGGGUUAACCCUAGAUGGACCUGGCACCCAGACCACUCCAUUGAGCUGAAGUGGUCUGGGUGCCUAUAGUGGUCCUUUAAAUAUAUUUAGACAAUGUUAGAGUGUACCUUUAAGCGAUCUACAGAGUGUUGUUUCAUUUUUAGAAUUUUCUAUGUGAUGCAAAACCAAAAUAAAAUUGUGCAAUUAAGAACACAAGAGACACCACCAAAAAACCCAGAAGAGGAUAAAGGUUAUCAUCUCAUAUAUCAGUGUGAGCAAAUAGUGGGACCCUAUUUGUGUGUAGAGAGUAAACAGAGCAAAUGUAUGCCAGCCCAGAGCAUCAUGAGAUUUAUUAUUACAUAUAUGUAGACGGUCCUACAUAUAAAUAGCUUCUUUUUAUUUUUUUUAAACAUUCUGUGUUUAUUGAGUUUUCUUUUGUUUGUCAAAAGGUAGCAUUACAGAAAGGAAACAUGUGAUUGAUAUUUCAUAUACAGUAACAGGUUGUGGUAGCAGUUAAUUGGAUACAAUGCUCGUUAGUAAGUCAGUUUAUUGCCACGGUUAUAAACACUGCUCAAAAAAAUAAAGGGAACACAAAAAUAACACAUCCUAGAUCUGUAUGAAUUAAAUAUUCUUCUGAAAUAAUUUGUUCUUUACAUAGUUCAAUGUGCUGACAACAAAAUCACACAAAAAUUAAAAAAUGGAAAUCAAAUUUUUCAACCCAUGGAGGUCUGGAUUUGGAGUCACACUCAAAAUUAAAGUGGAAAAACACACUACAGGCUGAUCCAACUUUGAUGUAAUGUCCUUAAAACAAGUCAAAAUGAGGCUCAGUAGUGUGUGUGGCCUCCACGUGCCUGUAUGACCUCCCUACAACGCCUGUGCAUGCUCCUGAUGAGGUGGCAGAUGGUCUCCUGAGGGAUCUCCUCCCAGACCUGGACUAAAGCAUCUGCCAACUCCUGGACAGUCUGUGGUGCAACGUGACGUUGGUGGAUGGAGCGAGACAUGAUGUCCCAGAUGUGCUCAAUUGGAUUCAGGUCUGGGGAACGGGUGGGCCAGUCCAUAGCAUCAAUGCCUUUGUCUUGCAGGAACUGCUGACACACUCCAGCCACAUGAGGUCUAGCAUUGUCUUGCAUUAGGAGGAACCCAGGGCCAACAGCACCAGCAUAUGGUCUCACAAGGGGUCUGAGGAUCUCAUCUCGGUACCUAAUGGCAGUCAGGCUACCUCUGGCGAGCACAUGGAGGGCUGUGCGGCCCCCCAAAGAAAUGCCACCCCACACCAUUACUGACCCACUGCCAAACCGGUCAUGCUGGAGGAUGUUGCAGGCAUCAGAACAUUCUCCACGGCGUCUCCAGACUCUGUCACGUCUGUCACAUGUGCUCAGUGUGAACCUGCUUUCAUCUGUGAAGAGCACAGGGCGCCAGUGGCGAAUUUUCCGAUCUUGGUGUUCUCUGGCAAAUGCCAAACGUCCUGCACGGUGUUGGGCUGUAAGCACAACCCCCACCUGUGGACGUCGGGCCCUCAUACCACCCUUAUGGAGUCUGUUUCUGACUGUUUAAGCAGACACAUGCACAUUUGUGGCCUGCUGGAGGUCAUUUUACAGGGCUCUGGCAGUGCCCCUCCUGUUCCUCCUUGAACAAAGGCGGAGGUAGCGGUUCUGCUGCUGGGUUGUUGCCCUCCUACGGCCUCCUCCACGUCUCCUGAUGUACUGGCCUGUCUCCUGGUAGUGCUUCCAUGCUCUGGACCCUACGCUGACAGACACAGCAAACCUUCUUGCCACAGCUCGCAUUGAUGUGCCAUCCUGGAUGAGCUGCACUACCUCAGUCACUUGUGUGGGUUGUGGACUCCAUCUCAUGCUACCACUAGAGUGAAAGCACCGCCAGCAUUCAAAAGUGACCAAAACAUCAGCCAGGAAGCAUGGGAACUGAGAAGUGGUCUGUGGUCACCACCUGCAGAACCACUCCUUUAUUGGGGGUGUCUUGCUAAUUGCCUUUAAUUUCUACCUGUUGUCUAUCCCAUUUGCACAACAGCAUGUGAAAUUGAUCGUCACUCAGUGUUGCUCCUAAGUGGACAGUUUGAUUUCACAGAAGUGUGAUUGACUUGGAGUUACAUUGUGUUGUUUAAGUGUUCCCUUUAUUUUGUUGAGCAGUGUAGUAUCUUAGAGUCUUUUCGACUUUAGCAGGUUAGGUUUAUAGGCCUGUGGUUGACGUUUCCAGCUUGUGGCUGGCGUGAAUUGUAGUCGUAUACAUAUUGUUGUUCUUUCCAGAACAAUACUUAAAGAAAAUUGCUUUUUUUAUAGUUUCCUAAGACACAGCAAAUGUCAGUAGCAAGCAGACACCUUUUUAAAUGGAGUCUCUCAUUCUCGUCUGUAGGUUAUGUGUUCGUAUAGCAUAAACUCAUACCCGGCAGGGAAUCAUGGGAUAAGUUGUUUAUACACACCUCCCCCUGUCCCACUUCCCCCACUGCCCCACUACGACGUUUAAAGGUUACAAAGUUUAAAACUCGCUGAAAAUAUAUAUGUUUGAAGAGUGUAUCCUCUUUUUUUAAUUUUGCAAAAAGUGCAGAUUUCAAUAGAAAUUGGCACUUUUAUGAAUUAACUAUGUUACACCUCUCUGGCUUUCAAGCAGACAACUGUUACUGUUACUUCCUGGAUUGGUUAGCUCAGUGGUGCUAAACCCAAGAGGCAGCAACUGCCCAGAGUAGCUGCCUUGCAAAGACUUCUCAUUGAGCUUCAUUGGGAAGUGUGUGAUUGGACAGUCACAUAAAAUCUGGGUGGUUUUAGAAGGGGAUACGCUGUUUUUAGAAAUACCUGCAAUGAAAAACAAUACAUAAUUAAAUAAAUGCAAUUUCUUUUUUGGGGGAGAAUUUAUUUUGUAUUUAGGCAGUGGCGUGUCACUUUAAACAAACAUUCAAGAAAGCAGAUCAAUUCAAAGAUGAUAAAUAUAUAUAACUCCUAACUCAGCUCUAAACCGGGCAACUGCAGAGGGCGGAGACACUGAAUGGCAGUGCUGCCCCAGGAAGCACCUCUAGCAGCCAUCUGAGGAUAGGCCAGUGGAGUUAUCCCUUGGCUGUAAUGUAAACACUGCAUUUUCUUUGCAAAAAACUGUGUUUACUGCAAAAUUCUACUCAUCAGGACAAAUACAAUAAGCUGUAAUUGUUCUAAUCACUAUAAUGUCCCUUUAAAUACUCUACAGGUUUCAAUGUAUAUUCUACACAGGUUAUAUUUUUUCAGUCACAAAAUAAGCGUUGCGGCCUGUUUUAGUAAACAAUCAGAUAAGCGAACUGGUUCUGUUUAAUGUCCUAUUAAUGAGCACUAAAGGUCUAUGUGUACUGAGCCGGUCACACUAUGCUGGGAUAGUCUGUGUGCUUCCUAUACAGUCCUAUUAAUGAGCGCUAGAGGUCUCUGUGUACUGAGAUGGUCACACUAUGCUGGGAUAGUCCGUGUGCUUUCUAUACAGUCCUAUUAAUGAGCGCUAGAGGUCUAUGUGUACUAAGCCGGUCACACUAUGCUGAGAUAGUCUGUGUGCUUCCUAUACAGUCCUAUUAAUGAGCGCUAGAGGUCUCUGUGUACCGAGAUGGUCACACUACGCUGGGAUAGUCUGUGUGCUUUCUAUACAGUCCUAUUAAUAAGCGCUAGAGGUCUAUGUGUACCGAACCGGUCACACCAUGCUGGUAUAGUCUGAGUGCUUUCUAUACAGUCCUAUUAAUGAGAUCUAGAGGUCUCUGUGUACUGAAACGGUCACACUAUGCUGGCAUAGUCCGGGUGCUUUCUAUACAGUCCUAUUAAUGAGCGCUAGAGGUCUGUGUACUGAGCCAGUCACACUAUGCUGGUAUAGUCCGUGUGCUUUCUAUACAGUCCUAUUGAUGAGCGCUAGAGGUCUGUGUGUACUGAGCCAGGCCUAUGUGUACUGAGCCACUACACUGGGAUUUUCAAACAAAUGAUCACAUAACAAUCACUGUAGUGUUUCUAAUUCCUGAUCUCUCUUAUUACUUUAGGACCAGUGAUGGGACAGUUCUCUGGUCCAGAGAUUGCUAAUUUGUCCCAGCUUCAGGAGAAGGUAGAGCUUCGACUUGCUUGCGAGAUCUGCAGUAAAAGGGAAAAUGAAAUCACUUUCGUUCUGCGACUCUCCAAGCACAGCUGUAAAUGCCAAGUACUGCUUGCCAGGCUAAGGAAUGGGCAGAAUGGGGGGCACUGGCACGAGGUUAGAGUCCGUCCUACUUUUCCAGUGCCAGCCCGCUAUGCAGUUUGUUGGCACUACCAACCAAACAAAGGAUGCAUCAAGCAUUCUCAAAAUUGUACCUUUGCCUGGAGUGAAGAGGAAAUUGAAGUUUGGGCCUUUGAGAAAACAUGUAAACUAGACAGGAACCAGCUUCAAGGUAUGUUGAUGCCCACCCCCUACACUGGUGCUGCUCCUGCUAAAGAUUUGAAUGGCAUCUUGGAAAAGUUCGGAGGGCAUUUUCAGGAAGUGUGUGAGCAAUGUUUUUACCAAAGCCCUCAGAAGAUCACCAACUACCGGCAUUGCCAGACUCACCCUCGCGGCGUACCCCUCCUUGCACAUAUUGUGACUGGUGAAAGCAGGACAAUAUGUCACGCAGUCCACCCAUUGCCCCGUCAGCAAACCAUUCACCUGUGCCACCAAUCAUCACGUGGAAUCCUGUGCCGAGUGGAAGGUGGGCAUUGCCCGCAUGCUCACAGCGAGGUAGAGCUAGCGGUAUGGAAGGCGGAGAAAGAUGAUGGGCUCAGUCGUGGGAAUAUUGUGCAGCAAUUGGAGCAAAAUGAGGGUUUUUACUGUCGCUUGUGCCUUGUCACUGCCCCGACACAGGAAAGCUUCGAAAUGCAUUGCUCUACGCCAGAACACAGGCGUAUGAUGGAAGAUGACACUCUGACUGUGUGGAAUCAUCGCAAACCACCUACUGACAUUAACGACUUCACCCUCUGUGAAAGGUAAUCAGAGAGCGUUCCAGUGACCCUGUUUGUCUGUCCCCAUCCUGUACACAGUGACCCUGUCUGUGUUUCUGUUCCUCUCUUGCACACAGUGAUUCCCUCUCCUGUACACAGUGACCCAGUCAGUCUGUUCCCCUCCUGUACACAGUGACCCUGUCUGUCCAUCCCUCUCUUGCACACAAUGACCCUGUCUGUCGGUCCCCAUCCUGUACACAGUGACCCUGUCUGUCUGUCCCUAUCCUGCUCACAGUGAUCCUGUCUGUCUUUACCCAUCCUGUACACAAUGACCCUGUCUGUCCAUCCCCAUCCUGUACACAGUGACCCAUUCUGUCUGUCCCUCUCCUGUUCCCUGUCUGUCUGUCCCCAUUUUGUACACAGUGACCCUGUCUGUCCGUCCCCAUCCUGUACACAGUGACCCUGUCUCUUUGUCUCCAUCCUGUACACACUGAGCCUGUCUGUCUGUCCCUCUCCUGUACACAGUGACUCUGAUUGUCUGUCCUCAUCCUGUACACAGUGACACUCUCUGUCUGUCCCCAUCCUGCUCACAGUGACCCUGUCUGUCUUUACCCAUCCUGUACACAGUGACCCAGUCAGUCUGUUCCCCUCCUGUAUACAGUGACCCUGUCUGUCCAUGCCUCUCUUGCACACAAUGACCCUGUCUGUCGGUCCCCAUCCUGUACACAAUGACCCUGUCUGUCGCUCUCCUGUACACAGUGGCCAUGUCUUGUCUGCCCCCAUCCUGUACAUAGUGACCCUGUCUAUCCAUCCCCAUCCUGUACACAGUGGCCCUGUCUGUCUGUGGCUCUCCUGUACACAGUGACCCUGUCUGUCUGUCCCUCUCCUGCUCACAGUGACCCUGUCUGUGUUCACCCAUCCUGUACACAGUGACCCCGUCUGUCCGUCCCCAUCCUGUACACAGUGACCCUGUCUGUCUGUCCCUCUCCUGUACACAGUGACCGUGUCUGUCUGUUCCCCUUCUGUACACAGUGACCUUGUCUGUCUGUUUCUUGUGUUUCUGAGUACACUAUGACUGUGUAUGUUUGUGUCUAUGCAGUCCGUUGUCCUGUGUUUUUGGGACCGGCUGUCCUAAAGCCCACAGCAAGGAGGAGCUGGAGGAAUGGAUGCUGAGAAUGAAGGUCAGCAAGAGGAACAAGCAAGUGGUGGAGGUGGAGGGACUGCAGUCUUACCAAAAUAGACUGAUCGAGGAAUACAGGCUGGACGAUGAGACAGUGAGUUCUUUAACAAUGAUAUCAUAAGGGUCAAUGAGAAACACUUGCUGUCUGUUUUGCACAUUGUAACCAGAGAAUGAUGUCAGUAUGAGCGACAACCCCUAUCAUACUUGCAUUACUGAACAUCACGGUCUCCCAGCAUGGAGGGGGGGGGGAGGUCUGGGCCCUACUAAAGUGGCUCUUUUGGAGACAGAAACAAUGUGAAAGAAAGGGCAUACACAAACUCAUUGACAGCCACAGCCUAUCACUCUCACUCACCCACUCGCUCACAUGGGUAUAUCUACACACAUUCCCAACAGGGGGUCAUUGUGAAAAAUAAUGCAUUGCAGAACCUGGGUGCAUUGGUGUCUGCAACGUAGCUGACUUAGGACAAGAUAAUUUAAUAACCUACCAGACACCAGGGCGCCUAGAAAUAAUAACCAGAAAACGACAUGUUCUCCUACAGUUACCUCCAAGUUUCUUACGUCCCCAGAUAGCUCUGAACAAGGAGUAUAAACAAUGUGAAAAGAUCAGAUUUAGAGUCCCAGUCAUUGUUAAUCACUUCUGGACCCCCGGGGAAGGGAGCUCCCCUAAGUCCUUAGUGUCGCUAGACACCUCAUAAACUCCUUGAUCUCCCUUCCAAAAAGUGCUCUGUUUGGUGGUCCUGGAGCCGAAAGCAACCUUCGAUGAAGUUUGACCAGACUGCAAUACUCCCACAAUCCGAGUCACAGUUCCAAAAUUUUUGGGGUAGCUCCCGGUCGGGCUUCCUGCACCUGAGAGAGCCUUUUGCGAAUCCCUGAGAGUUUUGGGGUGGGUGUUUUGGUUCUCUAGCUGGGAGGCAAAGCAGGGAAGGGUACAAAUAAUACGAAUAAUAUAUAUAUAAAACAAGGUGCACACCAGAAAGUGGAAGGAUAUGGGACUAUAUACAAUAUUACCCUUAAAAGAAAAUUGUAUGAAGACUCCUUAAAUCUUCAGCAUAAAUAUAAGAAAUAUACAAUUUAGAAAAAAAUAUAAUAAAAUAGUGCAGAUCUGUAGGCCAAGUGGAACGCUGAUGGUUUUAUUGCACACACAAGAUAUAACUUGAUUGUAAGCUCAUAAUGGUGUCUUGAAACGAUGUAGCCUUUAAGGGUUCUCUCUUAUUUCAUAUAUACAUGGGAAAGAGAGGGAGAACAUAGAAAUAUAGUGUGCCAGUAUAAAGAUAAAACCACCUUUUAUUUAUAUUGGUUGGUACCAUGAAAAUGAGCUUGUUUGUGGAGGAAGUUGCCAGUUGUUAAAAGUGACCGUGUAAUCUGUCAUUCCCACUGUCAUUAUAACUGACACAUACACACACUCACACUCCAAUUCUUAUGAAGUUAUUGGGCAUUCGGAGUGAAUUUCUCAUUUUACUACAAAAUAGACAAACUGCAAAAGAAAAUCUGUUUUGUUUUCAGUUCAGGUAUCUAAGCCUACAAUUUGAAAAUUACUUUGAAUUCAAAAGAAUUCACACUUUGGCAUUUUAGUGUCACAUUACCAGUGGCAAUAUUUAGACACCCAUCAAAUGCAAUAUUUAGACACCCAUCAAAUGCCACUUUCACACGAUCGCACCAUUUAUAACUCGAUGUCAGUUCAGUCCCACAUACUGAUCCAUGACUUGUUACUUCCUUUUCAGCUGUCAGAAUAUGUUGAAGGGGCUAGAAUUUCCUGUGACCGAUCCCUAGACCUCCACAUCCCCGAAAAACCAGUUACAACAACGUGGACAUUUACUGUACAUUCAAAGGUAAGGAAUGGAAUGUGUUGACACAAAUACCACGACUAUAGAAUGUAUAAAUGUGAAGAAUGGAUGGCUCCAAACACCAGUGAUGGUUAAUUAUUGAACUCUCACAAUGUGUUUCCGCUUCCCUAACAUCAUGCUUCCUCUUUAACCUACCAUAUAGUUUUUUCUAUUCCCCUCAUCCUGUGCUAUCUUCAUCUUUUCCCCUUCCCCUCUCUCAUUCCAUGCUUUAUUUUCCCUAUUCAAGCACGAUUUUUCCCUUUCUUUUCAGGAUUUCCCCCAUCUCCUCCAACCCUCUCCAAUUCUCUUUCCAAGGUUUUCUUAUUUCACUGUCCUCCGAGUCUUCCCUACUCUCUUCACCUGUCCUUCUCCUCUCCUUUUAAAUUUUUUUCACCAACCUUAGAGAGAGAGAGAGAGAGAGAGAAAGAGAGAGCUGUCUGUGUGUGUAUCUCUCUUUUAGAUCAGUUUGAUGUUCCUACAUAUCAUAGAAUGUCCAAGCCAUCAACUUGCUAGUUUUCUUUUUCAGAUGUCUCUCGUGCAUGUGGCUCUGUUGAAGAGAGAUCCCGGAGUUUCCUUCUCAUUGUUGGCACCUGAUCUCCCGGAAUCUUGUCAUUAUGCACAGGGUUGCAGCUUCCAAGCUGAGGCACCUCGGCUCCAGUAUACCAUCAAAGUGCUUGCAGAGGGAUCAGUAUUUGGGCUUUUUGAACAGUGGUUGGUUUUAGACUUUGGAGAGCGUCCAGCUUUACUGAAGAAGAUCUUUCUGAAGAUUGGGGGCCAUGAUAUAGCACCGGUUUCCCAAAACAAUGCCUCUCAUCAAGAGAUAAAUUCACUUCCAACCUCUGAACGGUGGUAUGCGGACACAAAGCUGUGUGUCCCGUGCAAGGAGAGGACACAGGAGGAGAAAAGUCUCAUGGACCUUUACAAACCACCAAAGAUACUAAAUCAACAGCACAUGUCAACAAACAAAAACUCACUCACAACUGAAAACUACAGAAGAUAUAUUCAUGAGUGGCUACUCCAGGAAGAGGCAGCUAGGGAACAAGUGAUAAGCCGGUGAGAGAAGGAGAGACUCAAUUUCUUUUGUAGUUAAAAGACAGUAGACAUUACAACCAUUUCAUCAUAUUGAAUUGGUUAUAUAGUGCCUGGAGUCCUCCAGCUCGUUCCCUCCAUUCAGUGUUUACCCAUGUUCAAGCAGCUUACCACUGAAUGAGGGUCCCUGGCCAACCACAGACUGGCCCCAACUGGAGGUGUGGUUAAGGCAGAGAUUACACACUUUCUUCUAGCCGUACCAAUUUAUAACAGCAAUGUGCACUGUGAUAGACUGAAAGCAGCCAGCUGACACUCUCAGCCAAUCACAGCCAUUCAUUGCUGUUUAGGCUAAUACUUCCUCAUUAGUCCACGCCACGCCACGCUGGUCUUGCCAGGUCUGUACCCACCUGGCUCCGCCUCCAUGGCUGAGAUAAGAAAUCUUGAUGAUCUCAGCUAAUCCAGUGCUUUUCCGUAGGAAAGCAUUGGGAGGCUAUUGCACAUGCGCGGGAAAACGCUGUACUGUGCCACUCAGCAUCACUUUAUAGAGAUGCAUUAAAUCAAUGCAUCUCUAUGGGGAAUCCCAUCCAAAAGGGCAGAACAGAUCCAAAAUGCAGGCCGGCACUCUCUGCACGAGAGAUACAGCAACCCCAGACAUUCAUUUCAUCCAUGUUAGGCAUCGUCAGUGCGGUAUAGCCGAUAUCCUUCCAGGCACCGUGAGCAAGGGGUCCAGUUUCAGUUCAGAAUUAAACCGUCUUGCCCUUGUGUACCCAAUAAGGAGUAUUACCCAGUGUUCCAUUCAGUGUAAAAGUAGUGGAUAAAUAGGGUGAAUAAGUUCACUGGUUGUUUAUAUUUAGCCUCCGCCAUACAUUUUACUGGGAUCAAAUCUGAUUUAUUAAGGACCUUGAAGAAUGUUUUGCACAAAAAAAAUCACAAUAAAACAAAAGGUGGUGAUUGAAUUUCUAUCAAACUGAUUCAUUUCAUUGGUUACUGGAAUAUACUAAAAAUAAUCUUUUAGAACUGUUUUGGAGGCCCUGUCUCAUAAUGUAUUAAUAUAUGUUUUUGAGUGUUUUUUUUUUUCGUUCCUCUCUCCAGGCUGAACAUGAAGGUCCCUGUAUCUCUAAGUAAGAUGGUGACAACCUUGCAGGGCAUGUGGUUUCCUCACAUUGGUGGGUUGUGUGCAGAAGUUUUUCUCCCGAAAGGCAUGACAAAAGACACAGAAGAAGGAUACUUACUCAGUAGGUCUGUGAAUACAGCUCUAUUGGCCCCUUGCCCACAGCAAGAUGAUAAGGUGUAUGAAGUGCUUGUAGUUAGUAGUGUUGAUCUAGAGAGCAGCAUUUUGCUUGAGAUACCAGAGCGUUGCUGUAGAGAGUUGGCCAUUGAGGAAAGAACAUCCCCCUUGAUGGAGAUCCAAUUCCAGAUGGAUCGGUGGAAUUUCUGCUUGUACCACAAGGCAGUGGACCUGCUGCAGGAUGAGAAGCUUGUGCUACCAGAACUGGCCAACUGUUCGCUUCCCACAUUCAAGGGUUCACUGUCAUGGGGAAACUCUAAACAACAAAUGGCUGCAUCUUAUAUCAUAGGAUCUGUGCCAGAAGGAAAGCUGGUGGCUCCUCUUCUUAUCUACGGACCCUUUGGAACUGGGAAAACCUAUACAAUGGCCAAGUCAGCUUUGGAGGUAAUCAAGCAAGACAACACCCGAGUGCUGAUCUGUACUCAUAAUAACAGGUACUAUUGACAUGUAUUACAUUAAAAUAAUUCCCAACAUUCCAAAAAACAUUUUCUCACCUCUACUUGUAUUUGGUUUGUAUUUGUAGUGUUGCUGAUCUUUACAUUCGAGAACAUUUCCAUCCUCAUGUGAUGUCAGGUCAUUCAGACGCCACCCCUCUCAGAGUGAAGUAUAAGCUAAGCAACAUAAGGAGGACUGAUCCUAUCACACUGCAGUACUGUGCUUUAAAAGAAGAUGGUUUAUCUUUUAUCUCACCCCAUCGAAAAGACCUAGAUCAACAUCGUAUCAUCGUGGUGACUGCUGAAACCUCCCGUGACCUAGAGGUGCCCCGUGGAUACUUCAGCCACAUAUUUCUAGACGAGGCGGCUCAGAUGCUGGAGAGUGAGGCUCUAAUUCCCUUAGCACUGGCCAAUAACUGGACCCGCAUCAUCAUGGCUGGAGAUCAUAUGCAGGAAUCUCCAAGACUUUUUUCCCAAAAACACACCGACUGCCAUGAACAGCAUGACCUGCUCACACGUCUCUUCUCCUUUUACCAGAGACAUGAUUGUCCUGCAGCAAAAGGUGCACGUAUUGUCUUCCACCAAAACUAUCGUUCUGUUCCCGAGAUCAUCUCCUUUAUUUCCCGAUGCUUUUAUGUUGGCCGAGGUGAUUCUAUAGAUGCCUGUGCCAAUGAUACAGAAGCUCUUCCUGCAGGUCAAUUUACCUUUGGCCUUUGCCAUGUACAUGGACCUUGCAAACGAGAAGGCAGCUCCUGGGUGAAUGAGUCUGAGUCAUUGCAGGUUUUGGAAGUAGUCCGAAAGGUACUUGAACAGUGGCCGAAAAGUUGGGGACCUGUCAGGGCAAGCAAUAUCUGUGUAGUGUCCCAAGGAAGUCAGGUAUGUAAAGGGGUAAUAAUUGGUUUUAGUAGUGGGAUCUUUCAUCAUGCAUUCAUCCUACCGACCAUCCCAAAUAUUUAAUAUAUUUAUAUACUCGCCUUCUUUUCUUAUUUACCCCAAUGACCCCACACUACUGUCCUAGGUGUAAUAUGUAUGUCCUUGUAGGUGCAACUGAUACGUCAGGAGCUGCGCAAAAUAAACUGCCGUGACAUCACAGUAACAACUUAUAGCAACAUCAUAGGUAUGUCUAUUUACAUGACCUAAUUUGAUACUUUAAGAGCCUCUCAGACACUGUGUACCUGUCACCACACUGCAUACAUCCUUCUGACACUACGUAUCUAUCAUGACACUGCACACAGCCUUCUGACCCUGUGUACCUAUCACAGUACUACACGCAGUCCUCUGACAAGAAACUAAUUUCUACAUUACUACAAGUCCUCUCUUCCAUUUUUUUUUCUUUUGAUCUUCUCUCUCUUCUCAUCCUUGAGAGAACCUUUUCUUACUAGUUGUAUACUUUGUUGUUGUUUUUUUUCAGGGUGUGAAUACCAAGUCAUUAUCUUGAGCACAGUCCGUUCUGUAGAAAGUCUUCCAUCUACCUCCCAAGUUUCAUCCAACUUCAGUCUCGAAGUCUUCUGUGACCCAAGAAUUCUUAAUACUAUUCUUACACGUGCACGUUCUCAGAUCAUUGUGGUGGGAGACAUGGUGGCCCUGUGCUCUUUUGGUGGAUGUAGCCGUAUCUGGAGGCGUUAUGUCCGGGAGAGUGUGGAAAGGGGUAGUACCUCACCAUCAACCCUUAGUAUGGAGGAAAUAAAGCAGGCAGUGUCCAACCUGCAAGCCUGGAAUCAACAGCCAGAAAACCUAGAGGAGGUGGAAGACAGUGACUCCUGGAUUUCUGACCUGGACAUUAAUUCAGAAGAUCAGAUACUGCAAGAACUGUUGGAGAGAAAAACAGAAACAGUUGUGACCGUGUCCGAAGAAGGAAUUCUGGAAGUCAGUUCAGGAGAAUGUACUGAAAAUAAAAGCGAGAAGUACACAAAUUUCUCUUCACAUGUGUUAGAGCAAUAUUUUCUCACUGAACCCAACAAGUACAAAAAAUGUCAUUUUUUUAAGGAAACAUUUGAAUCUGGCCAUGCACUCACCGUAAAUGAAUGUCCCCAGAGACUAAUAAAAAUUAAAGGCCGAAUGAACUGUGGCAUGGCAUUUUCUGGGGACCAAGUUGUUGUCCAACUAUCAGGCUCCAGCACCCACGAAGGGAAGGUGGUAGGAGUGAUGAAAGCUAAAGAAAAGGGCCAACGUUUUGUCUGUUUUAUGGAUCCACACGAUAAGUGCAUCAUGAUUCCUAUUGACAAGUCAGUCACUAAGAUCUUUUGCCAUGCGUUUAAAGAGAAGCCAGGUUACAUACCUAUCCGUAGCCUUAUAAAUGGAAAGGGCAAGACUCAUGGACUUGUAAAACUGACACAGGAGAUGAAGCAGAAUAGUCUUUUCCUGGUGCAGGUAGUCAAGUGGGAUCAAGGUUUCUACUAUCCAUUGGGUUUUGUAAAUCGCAUCCUCCCAAAAAUACAAACUGUGGAGAUGGGUCUUGAGAUCCUUGAUCUGAAUUAUCGCCUGGAGCGUACUGGUAAAUACCCCAAAUUGGCAUCCUUAGAAGCUAAGAAAUUGCCUUCGCAAAUACCCCUUACAGAAGGGCGCCAGGAUUGUCGAAAUCUUAUCACCUUCACAAUUGAUCCAACAAAUGCCAAGGAUUUAGAUGAUGCAAUCUCAGUUCAGGACCUGGAAGACUGCUAUGAGAUUGGUGUUCACAUCGCUGAUGUGGCCGCGGUUGUACUUCCAGGAAGUGAGCUAGACAAAGAGGCAAAGGCCCGAGGAGUCACCUAUUACGACCAUAAACGUGAACCCGAACACAUGCUUCCACUGAAACUAAGUGCCGAUCUGUGCAGUUUGAAGUCACAGUGUGAUCGACGGGCACUAACCCUCUUUGUCCAAGUGGAAAAGAACACUGACAGGAUGGUAAAAGGCUACUUCUGCCGGACACUUAUUCGAUCUGACCGUCAACUGACUUAUGAGGAAGCAAAUGAUAUUCUACGGAUCCAGCAGGGGCCCCCAUUGGUAUUUAACAGUGUAGAGGACUGUGUAAGGGUCGCCUAUCACUUUUCACAGGUUCAUUGCCGUUAUCGCUUGCAGGAAGCAGCUAUUUACAAGCAGCCUGAUGAAGGUCGUCGCCCUGGUGAUCGAAGUGCCCAUAGGAUGAUUGAAGAGCUUAUGAUUAUGUACAAUAAUUGGGUGGCAGAGUACCUGUGUGAACAGCAGUCGAUAAGUGACCUAGUACCUGUCAGAUGCCAGGAUCAGCCCAGUUUUGAAAAGCUUGAGAAUCUAAGAGACAAAUUAAAGCAACUUAUACCUCUAUCCACCUACCUCUCACAUCACCUACUGGAUAUUCCUGUUCAGGAACAUCCUCCCUCUGAACUGAAGGUACUUAUGCUAACUUCUGUGUGGAAAGAGCUACAAGAUGCAGCACAAAAAGAGGACUAUGUCAAAGUCAUUGAUCUCCUGUCUACAGAUGACUUGCACCCACAGCUGUGCAGUGCUGCUCGUGACUUUAGAAGAAGUCUAGGUGGUGCCCGUUUCCGAAGGUCCACUAUGCCUGGGUUUACUGGGCAUUACUCCCUGCAGCUAUGUUCUUACACCUGGGCCUCAUCUCCCAUCCGUCGCUACAUUGACAUUGUGUUGCAAAGACUCCUUCACAGCACCCUUACCAAAGUAAAACCACAGAUGUCCCCUGAAGACAUAGAGAUGCUCUGCCAUGAAUUUGACAGACAAGUGCAGCAGGAAUCAGCCUAUGAGAAAAAAACGUAUGCCCUUGAGUUGGCACUUUCAUUUUGCACUCAGGUUCAGCAGAAGACAGCAGUGGUGGUUUCAGCUGAACCCAAUCAAAAGGGGUUAAAGUUGGUUUUCCCGAUGAAUGGAGACUCUCUGUCCAGUCCAGUGGAAGUUGACUACAGCAUGCUUCAACCUGUCAUCCAACCCGAGGACGUUAACGGGGGAACGCGACUAUCCUGGCGUCGCAGAGUGUAUUCAUAUGAGUAUUUCAGAGUCUUGCCUUACAAGCAUAUCUCCCAAAGAGGCAUCAUCGAGUUCAGUAACACUGCCUGGUGUGAUGCUGUGAGUUUAAUGAGAAAGGGUUACCCAGAGCAGCUGCUUCCUAUACUAAGAAACGGAAUAGAAAUGCCAAACUCCAAGGACAUUGUGCAGCAAAGUAGUUGUGGUCACUACAUAGAACUGAGCAUUGAUCUGCACCCUGGAGAUCCCUUCCUUGUCCAGCUCUGCAGUACGCUGGACCGUGGCUUACCAACUCCAAGCCCCCAGCUAUUCUCUCCAGCCUCUACCAUCCAGUUUUGCUUGGAGCAUACUCAUAAGCCAGUAGACUGCUUUGCCAAACAGGCUCAAUCGGCACCUCGCCAGCAUUAUAAGAAUGCCGCAGAGUACCAGCAGGUGUGGUACCCCCUCUGUGAGAUGGAAGCUGUGGUUUCUGCGGUAAGCGAGGGAGGGGGUGUGCUGCUCAGGGACGUACCGGUGAAAUGGAAAAACACAAAUACCAUUAAGGAAUCUGUGGGAAUGAAGGGAGCCUUCAAAGUCUCAAAAGACCUAAUCAAGGAGUGCGACCUUGACAUGGACUUCAAUCACUGUUACCUUUGCUUGCGGAUGGAGGAGCUGCGUGCCACUGACAGCCCAGGACUGCUCGAUUCCCAUACCUACACCUGGGUGGUACAUGGACUGACAAAGGAACAAAACAAUGCCACAAAGGAGGAUGGAGGCAAAGUCGAAUUUCACAUCCAUCAAGCUACAAUGCAACAUGUCCCUCAAGAAGCGUUGGAGAGAUCAGCCCUGUUCACCGUGGAGAUUAUCCCCAAACUGCUGCCUGAUAUGUAAGAAAUGGGGGCAGGGGACACUAACACACAUUAACCCAUUCGUCACAUGAGAUGCUAUGCCUUUCAUGACAUAAUGCGAUUUGCAUUCUGAAGGGGUUAAAAAUUACACAAAAUACUGAGAUUAUCACUACAGAAGCAAUUCUUAAACACUUAACAAAGCAUUAUGUGAUUUUAAUUAAUGAUUGGAGCUGUGUUAUAAAACCAUACCUGUAAUGGAAGGAGAGAAAGAAUUGAGGGGGGCCCUCAAAAAAAAUUAUGGGGGCCAGUUGACAACGGACAGUCCUGACUCAAAUUAAGAACUGUCUCCUUGUAUGAUGAGCAGGGAUGAAAAACCUUGUCACUGCAGAUGUUGGGAUAUACAUUUCCCAGCAUCCUCAGGCAUCUUUUAGUUGUUCCCAGACAUCUACAGUGCCGUUGUUAAACACUCCUUGCAUCAUAGACACUGCGGCACGCUGUAGUGGUUAUGGUGCCAGCAGUGGCCAGUUGACACUUAAUUGUAAGUAUGGUCUUAGAACACAAGGGUGGUUUCUAGCAGAUGUAUUGGAACGGAAACAUACAAUGUUUCAGCUGGAAAAGGAACAUAAAAAAGGCUCCUAGUGGAGCCGAAUUGUUGUAUUUGUCGUUUCCAGUACAUCUGCCAGAAACCACCCUUACGUACCCAGAACAUUUCUUUCUUAAUUCUACAACACUGUAAAUAGUCAAACUAUAUUAGAACAUUGGAUCGGCCAGGUGCUGCUUCCCACCUCCACUCCUGAGCCAAGCUCUGCAGUACAAUGGCUAACUCUUUAACUGAUCACUCUCAGCCAAUGAACAGUCCUGCACCGUCAGGCUUAGAUCAGUUUAAGAGAUCAGUUAAAGAGCUAUGUGCUGCGUCUGAAGUAGUGAAAGUGGGGAGUGGUGUCUGGAGGGGUGCUGCCAGGGCAUUCCUGACUGCAUAACCACUACAUUGAGCUUCCAUACAUGACAACUAUCCAAAAUCCAUCUGGGCAGUCCUGAUUUUGUCUCUUGUGCUUUCCUGGGAUUCAUUCUCCGUUGUCCAGCUUCUGGGCACACCAGGGAAAGUCUCCAUAACGUGCAGCAUCUGCACUCGGAUAGCUUUACCAAAUAAGCUGAGAGCAUUAUCAGUGAUAUGAGUUACUGUCACCCCCUUCCAUCAAGGCUUCCAAAAAAAGUCAUUCUGUACAAGAAAAGUGCUGUCCCACAGUAUGUAUAAUUUAAAUGUUGCAGGGAAAUUUAAAUAAAUUUAAAGAGUUUAAAAACUAUAACUUUAUUUAGUAGAGGGAUUGUCAAACACUCACUCACCCUCUUUUUCUCUGCAGACGAAAAAAGACAGCCAUACGUCUGCUGAAUUCUGCAUCUGAGCUUGCCAAGAAUAUUGCACUGGGACAAAGGGUCCCUGACAAAAGUGAGUGACAGAGCUGUGAGCACGAAAGUGCAGUGCGUGUGCUUCUAGGAUCACUGCAGAAUGUGUUGUGAAAGUCUAUUGUAUUUGAGGUUGUAACCGCGGCUGGUUCCCUUAUUUACCAUUAUAACGUCUUAAAGCAUAGAACUUAGUAAGGCUAACCAUACAGAUAUCUUAGCCAUAAUUUCAUAUAGUUAGUGUAAGAGAUCCUCUAUUUAACAUACCGUAUAUACUGGAGUAUAAGCCGAGUUUUUCAGCACACUUUUUGUGCUGAAAAACCCCAACUCGGCUUAUACUCGAGUCAGUCUGUAUUAUGGCAAUUUACAUUGCCAUAAUACAGACUGGGGGCUGGCAGAGCUGUUACUUACCUCUCCUGCAGCUCCUGUCAGCUCUCUCCUACUCCGCGCCGGUCCGUGCAGCACCUCGGUCAGCUCCCAGUGUAAGUCUCGCGAGAGCCGCGGGGUCAUAGUGCGGCUCUCCGAGAUUUACACUGGGAGCUGACAGAAGAGCUGCACGGACCGGCGCGGAGGAGGAGAGAGCUGACAGGAGCUGCAGGAUAGGUAAGUAACAGCUCUGCCAGCCCCCUCCUCCCCCCACUGAACUGCCAAUGCCACUGGACCACCAGGGAAGGAGAGCCCCCCUCCCUGCCAUGUAUCAAGCAGGGAGGGGGACAAAAAAUACAUAAAUUAAUAAUAAAUAAUAAAAAAUAAUAAUAAUAAAAUUAUUAAAAAAAUAAUAAUAUAACAAAAAAAAAUGUAAAUAAUAAUAUAUUUUUUUUAUAAAAAUGCCCACCCCCCACCAAGGCUCUGCAACACAAACACACACUGCAUCACACACACACUGCAUCACACACACUGCACUCAUACACACACACUGCAUCACACACACUGCAUUCAUACACACACACUGCAUCACACACACACACUGCAUUCAUACACACACACUGCACCACACACACUGCACUCAUACACACAUACACUGCAUUCAUACACACAUACACUGCACUCAUACACACACACUGCACUCAUACACACACACUGCACUCAUACACACAUACACUGCAUUCAUACACACACACUGCAUUCAUACACACACACACUGCAUUCAUACACACACACUGCAUUCAUACACACACUGCAUUCAUACACACAUACACUGCAUUCAUACACACAUACACUGCACUCAUACACACACACUGCAUUCAUACACACACACUGCAUUCAUACACACACACACUGCGCACUCAUAUACACACUGCAUUUAUACACACACUGCGCACUCAUACACACACACUGCAUUCAUCAUAUACACACACUGUAAAUAAAUAUUCAAUUAAUAUAAUUUUUUAAGGAUCUAAUUUUAUUUAGAAAUUUACCAGUAGCUGCUGCAUUUCCCACCCUAGUCUUAUACUCGAGUCAAUACGUUUUCCCAGUUUUUUGGGGUAAAAUUAGGGGCCACGGCUUAUAUUCGGGUCGGCUUAUACUCGAGUAUAUACGGUAUAUAAAUAAUUGAGAAUACAAUAUAAAAUAAGGAUUGUCUUGGAAGCAAUAAAGUUUUGUCUUUUAAAUAUUUAUUAUAUAAAAAUAUAAAUAUAGACAUAUAAAAUCCAUUACAAUAAUUUAUAGCAGAGUUGAUAAGAUUAAACUAAAUGCUUGCAAAUAUCAUUAAUAGGUUAACAUACCCUUCUGAACAUGUUAUCAUGUCAGCCUCUCUGUCAUUUUAAGAUGGAGCAGCGUCUGUCUCCAAGUCUCUCCUCUGUUUCUUAACAUUUAAAAGUACACCUAUUUAUACCUUAGGUGUCUCCAUUUUAGGGUUACCGUAGUUCAUAUAUGAAAAAGUAACACUUCUUUUACUUUAUUUAUUUAUGGCAUCUUAAAGUCUGAACGUCCUUAUCUACUAAGGUUACCACAGUAUAUUACGUACUGAAAGAGUCGUAGCAUAGCCUUGAAGCUUGUUUAUGCAUUAUUGUUAUUGUAAUUCGUCUGGGACAAAAUGGCGUAAACAUAAUAUCCACUGAGGUUAUUGCUUAAAGAAACAUUUAUGAAAAACCAUUUUUAACACCUUGUCAGUUUGCAAUAUCUCUUAAAGACAAAGUACACAGUUUAAGAAAUACAACAUUUCAUUCUAAAACUUGUAAUAUUUGCAUUUGCCCAUAACAAGGUCAGUGCAGGGAGAAUAGUGACUGAGUUGUGUCUAAAUGAUCAGAGCAGGGAAUAUAGCGACUGAGCUGUGUUCGAGGUCAGUGCAGGGAGUAUAGAGACUGAGCUGUGUUCGAGGUCAGUGCAGGGAGUAUACAGACUGAGCUGUGUUCGAGGUCAGUGCAGGGAGUAUAGAGACUGAGCUGUGUUUGAGAUCAGUGCAGGGAGUAUAGAGACUAAGCUGUGUUCGAGAUCAGUGCAGGGAGUAUACUGACUGAGCUGUGUUCGAGGUCAGUGCAGGGAGUAUAGUGACUGAGCUGUGUUCGAGGUCAGUGCAGGGAGUAUAGUGACUGAGCUGUGUUCGAGAUCAGUGCAGGGAGUAUAGAGACUGAGCUGUGUUUGAGGUCAGUGCAGGGAGUAUAGUGACUGAGCUGUGUUCAAAGUCAGAGCAGGGAAUAUAGCGACUGAGCUAUGUUCGAGAUCAGUGCAGGGAGUAUAGAGACUGAGCUGUGUUUGAGGUCAGUGCAGGGAGUAUAGAGACUGAGCUGUGUUUGAGGUCAGUGCAGGGAAUAUAGCGACUGAGCUGUGUUCAAGGUCAGUACAGGGAGUAUAGUGACUGAGCUGUGUUCAAGGUCAGUGCAGGGAGUAUAGAGACUGAGCUGUGUUCGAGGUCAGUGCAGGGAGUAUAGAGACUCAGCUGUGUUCAAGGUCAGUGCAGGGAAUACAGCGACUGAGCUGUGUUCGAGGUCAGUUCAGGGAGUAUAGUGACUGAGCUGUGUUCGAGGUCAGUGCAGGGAGUAUAGUGACUGAGCUGUGUGUCCAUGGUUUGUGCAGGGUUUAUAGUGAUAAAACGUGGCUGAGAUCAAUGUAGAGGGAUAUAAAGAUAAAUUGACAGUUGAGGUCAGUGGAGAUGGUGAGCAGAGGGUGCUGUGCCUAUCUGUAAGUCUUGGAUGAAUGCAGAGGAUAAUUGGUAAUUAUAAAUAUGAUGUAAUUAUAGAGGGCUCUUUCUGUAUAUCAUGCUUAUUAUAAUGUGAGAUGCAUUGAUUUUGCUGUGGGAUGUGGAAUGUAUCAGUCAGUGGAAACAGCAUCGACAGUGUCCGCUAAACAGAAUGUUUUCAUUUGGAUUUUUAUAGAACAUGUAAUCAAUGCCUUGUGCAAACAGUAACUCCCACUGUUUCCUUACAGAUAUUAACGUGAAGUUCAAAUCCCAGAUAUCUUUUGAUAUUUCCGAGAACCCUCGUAAACUGAAUACAAGCCAGACCAAGGCCGUGAAGGCUGCACUCACUCAACCGUUCACGCUCAUCCAAGGACCACCAGGUGAGUCCCGCAAAGAGAGCACGUUGCCGUCACAUUACAAUCAGUAUUUCUCUGCAUCUUCCUGUUUCUUUGACCACUGAUCUUAUUAAAUAACCAGUGAUAUAAUAACUACAUUAUAACAAUAUGGCAAAUUUGCACAUAAAAAAAACAGUGAAUUUCUAAUUGACUUAGAGAAUGUUUGCAGUUCAGCUAUUUUCACCUUGAAUUUUGAAAUUAAUUCGGUAUUCUUGCUAUACUGAAUAACGCUGCUCGUUUCAGUGUUCAUAGAUAGUUAUUUCAUGGAAACCAAAACAAAUAAUCUUGUUGGAAUGGAAAAUGAAAAAAAUAAAAACAAUUCUUGAAAAACUGAAUAAUGAAGUCAAAGAUAAAAAAAGUUAAAGGAACACUACAGGGUCAAGAACACAAACAUAUAUUUCUGUCCCUAUAGUGUUAAAACCACCAUCUGGUCCCACUGGUCCCCUCCUGCCUCCCUAAAUAUAGUAAAAUCGUACCUGUAUUCAAGCUUGAAGCUGCUGGCUCUGCCCCUGUCUACCUCAGAACAGCAAGCUGCCUGAUGACAUCAUCAGAAGUGUUGUUCUGGGCCAAUCACAUUGUUUUCCCUGUAGGAUUGGCUGAGACUGUCAAGGAGGAAGAUCAGGGGCAGAGCGAGCACAAAUCAAAUACAGCCCUGGCCAAUCCGCAUCUCUUUAUAGAGAUUAAUUGAGUCAAUGAAUCUCUAUGAGGAAAGUUCAGUGUCUGCAUGCAGAGGGUGGAGACACUGAAUGUCAGUCACACUAUGCAGCACUGCCCCAGAAAGCACCUCUAGCAACUAGGUUGUAAUGUAAACACUGCAUUUUCUCUGAAAAAACAGUGUUUACAGCAAAAAGCCUGAAGGGAAUGAUUCUACUCACCAGAACAAAUUCAAUAAGCUGUAGUUGUUCUGGUGACUAUAGUGUCCCUUUAAUUAAUACCUUUUUUUAAAUUACAAAAAAGUAAUUUCUCAACUUUAUUUCGGGGUGGAGCGCACGCCCCCGGCAGUGAAGAGGGAGAGCCAACCGACUCCCGGUCCCAUCAGCCCCAGCCACCCUCCUGCAAAGACAAGGUAAGAAACAGGAGGGUGGCUGGAAAAUGAGCUGUGUGUGUGUAUGUCUGUCUGUAUGUAUGUCUAUGUCUGUGUGUAUGUAUGUUGUUAUGUAUGUAUGGAUGUCAGUGUAUUUAUGUCUGUAUGCAUAUCAUUAUGUGUGUAUGAAUGUCAGUGUAUGUAUGUCUGCAUGUCAUUAUGAAUGUGUGUAUGUCUGUCUGUCUGUCUGUCUGGAUGAAUGUAUGUAUGUAUGUCUGUAAGCAUGUCAUUAUGCAUGUGUGUCUGUAUGUAUGUUAGUAUGUGUCUGUCACUAUGUAUGACUGUGUGUCUGUAUAUGUGUGUAUGUCUCAGUAUGUGUGUGUCAGUAUGUAUGCCUAUAUGCGUAUCAGUAUGUGUCUGUAUGUAUGUUAGUAUGUGUCUGUCACUAUGUACGCCUGUGUGUCUGUAUAUGUGUGUAUGCCUCAGUAUGUGUGUGUCAGCAUGUAUGUCUAUAUGCGUAUCAGUAUGUGUGUCUGUUAGUAUGUAUCAGUGUGUGUGUGUGUGUAUCUGUGUCCUUUUGUAUCAGUGGAUGUGUUUGUGUCUGUGUGUGUAUUCCUGUGGGCGGGAUUUGGAGGCGGUCUCUGUGGGCGGUUUUGGAGGUGGGCCCCCAGGGGCCCAGACACUGAGCUCAGUUAGGGGCCCCAAAAGUUCUGGUGGCGGCCCUGUGUGUGACUGCCUAUACCUGCUCUAUUUAUUGCUAUGAAAGGCUGCCCUCUAGUGGUUUAGUGAAGGGUUAUUGAUGUGUUUGAUGUUGUGUGACUGCCUAUACCUGCUCUAUUUAUUGCUAUGAAAUGCUGCCCUCUAGUGGCUCAGUGAAGGUUUAUUGAUGCUGUGUGACUGCCUAUACCUGCUCUAUUUAUUGCUAUGAAAGGCUGCCCUCUAGUGGCUCAGUGAAGGUUUAUUGAUGCUGUGUGACUGCCUAUACCUGCUCUAUUUAUUGCAAUGAAAGGCUGCCCUCUAGUGGUUCAGUGAAGGUUUAUUGAUGCUGUGUGACUGCCUAUACCUGCUCUAUUAAUUGCUAUGAAAGGCUGCCCUCUAGUGGUUCAGUGAAGGUUUAUUGAUGCUGUGUGACUGCCUAUACCUGCUCUAUUUAUUGCUGUGAAAGGCUGCCCUCUAGUGGUUCAGUGAAGGUUUAUUGAUGCUGUGUGACUGCCUAUAUCUGCUCUAUUUAUUGCUAUGAAAGGCUGCCCUCUAGUGGCUCUGUGAGCUUCUCAGAGUUGUGUGCUUUAAUUUGGACACAUGCUAGGUUAUUCACUAAGGGCUCAUUCCUAAUGACAUCACUGAGUUACUAAAACGUUAAAAUGGCUCUUGCUAACAUUAGUGUUCAACGUUCUUAACAAGUAAGUCCCAGAUGACAAGGCCCGCUAAAUAACAAUAGAACAUGAAGGGUAUCGUAGGUUGUUGGGCUUCAAAAUAGAAGGCAUAGAGCCCUGGGAAACAGUAUUUUUUGGGGGGCGGAAGCAAAUAUCUACCAACGGUUAAUAUUUAAUAUUGUGGAAAACUGACCAUCGCAUGUCGGAUUUUAGAUGGGAAAAGGCUGAAUUGGAGAUUAUUUUCCAAAUAUUUGCAAUUCUUUUGUUAAUACCUGGCAAUUUUGAGUGUGUAUUGAUUUUUGUGCUGCUUGUUUUCUUUUUCUGUCGUUGUAAGUGGUGUAAGAAUGUUGUCUUUGCUAAGCUUUAUGUGCAAGUUUGGAAUCAAUCCGUUGUUUUGAGUAGAAGCUCACUAUGUGAGUGUUUUCUCUCUCUCUCUCAGGAACGGGAAAAACCAUUGUCGGAGUUCAUUUGGUUUAUUGGUUCCAUCAUAUAAAUGAGGAGCUGAAUUCUCAGGUGCAGGCGGAGGCGGAGGCGGACGAGGAGGAGGAGAAGAACGAAGAGGAAGGGCAGAAGCAUGAGAAAAAGUCUAGCAGACGUGUCCUGAUGUAUUGUGGCCCAUCUAACAAAUCUGUGGAUGUGGUGGCUGGUGAGGAGUGGAUACAUACAGUGUAUACGGGGUUAUUGAUGAACUAUUGGGGUAUAUUGUCCAUUACGCAUGGUGGGGAUCUCCAAGUAAAUAUAUCCAAAUGGAUGUUACAUUGUCCAAGUGUCAGCAUUUUGCUUACAUGAUUUGAAUUUAUACAUUUAAAGGAUGUAUUGGCAUUUUAAGUAAUAUAGAUAUGUCCAUCCCUCCAGAGAUGCUGCUUCCACUUAGAAGUAAACUCCGCCCACUGCGCGUGUACAGUGAACAAAUGGAACUGAUGGAGUUUCCAUAUCCUGGGAGCAGUCUCAGAAUGUCUGGAUACCCCAGGGAGGGCAAACCCAAUCCAGUGCUUAGGUGAGACCCUCUGCAGGAUGAAAAAAAGUAUAGGGUAGCUGGUGCUGGGUGUUACAGGAUGAUAGAGGUUACUGUGUGGGAUAGCUGGUGCUGGGUGUUACAGGAUGAUAGCGGUUACUGUAUGGGAUAGCUGGUGCUGGGUGUGUUACAGGAUGAUAGCGGUUACUGUGUGGGAUAGCUGAUGCUGGGUGUUACAGGAUGAUAGCGGUUACUGUGUGGGAUAGCUGGUGCUGGGUGUUACAGGAUGAUAGCGGUUACUGUGUGGGAUAGCUGGUGCUGGGUGUUUUAUUAUUAUAGAGGUUACAGUGUGGGAUAGCUGGUGCUGGGUGUUACAGGACGAUUGAGGUUACUGUGUGGGGUAGCUGGUGCUGGGUGUUACAGGACGAUUGAGGUUACUGUGUGGGAUAGCUGGUGCUGGGUGUGUUACAGGAUGAUAGCGGUUACUGUGUGGGAUAGCUGGUGCUGGGUGUUUUAUUAUUAUAGAGGUUACAGUGUGGGAUAGCUGGUGCUGGGUGUUACAGGACGAUUGAGGUUACUGUGUGGGGUAGCUGGUGCUGGGUGUUACAGGACGAUUGAGGUUACUGUGUGGGGUAGCUGGUGCUGGGUGUUACAGGACGAUUGAGGUUACUGUGUGGGAUAGCUGGUGCUGGGUGUGUUACAGGAUGAUAGCGGUUACUGUGUGGGAUAGCUGAUGCUGGGUGUUACAGGAUGAUAGCGGUUACUGUGUGGGAUAGCUGAUGCUGGGUGUUACAGGAUGAUAGCGGUUACUGUGUGGGAUAGCUGGUGCUGGGUGUUACAGGAUGAUAGCGGUUACUGUGUGGGAUAGCUGGUGCUGGGUGUUACAGGAUGAUAGAGGUUACUGUGUGGGAUAGCUGGUGCUGGGUGUGUUAGAGGAUGAUAGAGGUUACUGUGUGGGAUAGCUAGUGCUGGGUGUUACAGGAUGAUAGCGGUUACUGUGUGGGAUAGCUAGUGCUGGGUGUUACAGGAUGAUAGAGGUUACUGUGUGGGAUAGCUGGUGCUGGGUGUGUUAGAGGGUGAUAGAGGUUACUGUAUGGGAUAGCUGGUGCUGGGUGUGUUAGAGGAUGAUAGCGGUUACUGUGCGGGAUAGCUGAUGCUGGGUGUGUUACAGGAUGAUAGAGGUUACUGUGUGUGAUAGCUGGGGUGCUGGUUGUUACAGGACGAUUGAGGUUACUGUGUGGGAUAGCUGGUGCUGGGUGUUACAGGAUGAUAGCAGUUACUGUGUGGGAUAGCUGGUGCUGGGUGUUACAGGACGAUAGAGGUUACUGUGUGUGAUAGCUGGUGCUGGGUGUGUUAGACGGUGAUAGAGGUUACUGUGUGUGAUAGCUAAUGCUGGGUGUGUUACAGGAUGAUACAGGUUACUGUGUGGGAUAGCUGGUGCUGGGUGUUACAGGAUGAUAGCGGUUACUGUGUGGGAUAGCUGGUGCUGGGUGUGUUACAGGAUGAUAGCGGUUACUGUGUGGGAUAGCUGGUGCUGGGUGUUACAGGAUGAUAGCGGUUACUGUGUGGGAUAGCUGGCGCUGGGUGUUACAGGAUGAUAGAGGUUACUGUGUGUGAUAGCUGGUGCUGGUUGUUACAAGAUGAUAGCGGUUACUGUGUGCAAUAGCUAAUGCUGGUUGUUACAGUAUGAUAGAGGUUACUGUGUGGGAUAGCUGGUGCUGGGUGUGUUACAGGAUGAUAGCGGUUACUGUGUGGGAUAGCUGGUGCUGGGUGUGUUAUAGAGGAUGAUAGCGGUUACUGUGUGGGAUAGCUGAUGCUGGGUGUUACAGGAUGAUACUGGUGCUGGGUGUGUUAGUACAGGAUGAUAGAGGUUACUGUGUGGGAUAGCUGGUGCUGGGUGUGUUAGAGGAUGAUAGCGGUUACUGUGUGGGAUAGCUGAUGCUGGGUGUUACAGGAGGAUGAUAGCGGUUACUGUGUGGGAUAGCUGUGUGGGAUGCUGAUGCUGGGUGUUACAGGAUGAUAGAGGUUACUGUGUGGGGUAGCUGGUGCUGGGUGUUACAGGAUGAUAGAGGUUACUGUGUGGGAUAGCUGGUGCUGGGUGUGUUAGAGGAUGAUAGCGGUUACUGUGUGGGAUAGCUGAUGCUGGGUGUUAGAGGAUGAUAGAGGUUACUGUGUGGGAUAGCUGGUGCUGGUUGUUACAGUAUGAUAGCGGUUACUGUGUGGGAUAGCUGGUGCUGGGUGUGUUAGAGGAUGAUAGAGGUUACUGUGUGGGAUAGCUGAUGCUGGGUGUUACAGGAUGAUAGCGGUUACUGUGUGGGAUAGCUGGUGCUGGGUGUGUUAGAGGAUGAUAGAGGUUACUGUGUGGGAUAGCUGAUGCUGGGUGUUACAGGAUGAUAGAGGUUACUGUGUGGGGUAGCUGGUGCUGGGUGUUACAGGAUGAUAGAGGUUACUGUGUGGGAUAGCUGGUGCUGGGUGUGUUAGAGGAUGAUAGCGGUUACUGUGUGGGAUAGCUGAUGCUGGGUGUUACAGGAUGAUAGAGGUUACUGUGUGGGAUAGCUGGUGCUGGGUGUGUUACAGGAUGAUAGCGGUUACUGUGUGGGAUAGCUGGUGCUGGUUGUUACAGUAUGAUAGAGGUUACUGUGUGGGAUAGCUGGUGCUGGGUGUGUUAGAGGAUGAUAGAGGUUACUGUGUGUGAUAGCUAAUGCUGGGUGUGUUACAGGACGAUAGAGGUUACUGUGUGUGAUAGCUGGUGCUGGGUGUUACAGGACGAUAGAGGUUACUGUGUGGGGUAGCUGGUGCUGGGUGUUACAGGAUGAUAGCGGUUACUGUAUGGGAUAGCUGGUGCUGGGUGUGUUACAGGAUGAUAGCGGUUACUGUGUGGGAUAGCUGGUGCUGGGUGUUACAGGAUGAUAGCGGUUACUGUGUGGGAUAGCUGGUGCUGGGUGUGUUAGAGGAUGAUAGAGGUUACUGUGUGGGAUAGCUGAUGCUGGGUGUUACAGGAUGAUAGCGGUUACUGUGUGGGAUAGCUGGUGCUGGGUGUGUUAGAGGAUGAUAGAGGUUACUGUGUGGGAUAGCUGAUGCUGGGUGUUACAGGAUGAUAGAGGUUACUGUGUGGGGUAGCUGGUGCUGGGUGUUACAGGAUGAUAGAGGUUACUGUGUGGGAUAGCUGGUGCUGGGUGUGUUAGAGGAUGAUAGCGGUUACUGUGUGGGAUAGCUGAUGCUGGGUGUUACAGGAUGAUAGAGGUUACUGUGUGGGAUAGCUGGUGCUGGGUGUUACAGGAUGAUAGAGGGUUACUGUGUGGGAUAGCUGGUGCUGGGUGUGUUAGAGGAUGAUAGCGGUUACUGUGCGGGAUAGCUGAUGCUGGGUGUGUUACAGGAUGAUAGAGGUUACUGUGUGUGAUAGCUGGGGUGGUGGUUGUUACAGGACGAUUGAGGUUACUGUGUGGGAUAGCUGGUGCUGGGUGUUACAGGAUGAUAGCGGUUACUGUGUGGGAUAGCUGGUGCUGGGUGUUACAGGAUGAUAGAGGUUACUGUGUGGGAUAGCUGGUGCUGGGUGUGUUAGAGGAUGAUAGAGGUUACUGUGUGGGAUAGCUGGUGCUGGGUGUGUUACAGGAUGAUAGAGGUUACUGUGUGUGAUAGCUAAUGCUGGGUGUGUUACAGGACGAUAGAGGUUACUGUGUGUGAUAGCUGGUGCUGGGUGUUACAGGACGAUAGAGGUUACUGUGUGGGACAGCUGGUGCUGGGUGUUACAGGACGAUAGAGGUUAGUGUGUGGGACAGCUGGUGCUGGGUUUGUUACAGGUUGAUCAAUGUAUUCAAUCUCUUACAGACCCCUCACUCUGCACCACCUGAUUCGACAGCGCAGUAACACAUAUCACGGUAGUAUCCUAGCAAUGGACAUACGGAUCCAGAGAGGGGACGAGAUUUCACAGGAGGAGAUCGAAGCGUGAGUAGGACCAGCAGUCUGUCACUUUUGCUACACGUACAUGAAUGUUUGUCACAUGUACAGUGUAUAUACACUCGUUUCUAUUUUAUAUAUAAAAAAACUUUUUGUCUGUCACGUGUUCAAUUUAGACAUAUCUGUCUCUUACAUGUACAAUAUAAAUAAAUGUACACCCACCUCUGUGGCAUGCACAACUUACACAUAUAUCAUUUUCUCAAUAUACACAGACACAUCUACUGCUUGUAUAGUCCCAUGUAACCCUCAUUCAGUUACCUGUUAAUCUCUUUUUACGACUCAGGUAUAAGGAAACUCUUUAUAAAGCCAGGUCAGAGGAGCUUGCUCGCCAUGAUGUCAUUCUUUGUACCUGUGUAGCGGCCUCCGGUGCGUCACUGACUCGCUUGCGUGUGGCACAGCUUGUGGUUGAUGAGUGUGCAAUGUGCACAGAACCCGAGGUUCUUGUUCCACUUGUAAACCACAAACACGUGGACUCGGUGAGUCAAGACAUAUCCACACAUUGUAUAUCGAUACAGUAUAUCCACACAUUGUAUAUCGAUACAGUAUAUCCACACAAUGUAUAUUGAUAGAGUAUGUCCACAUGGUGUAUAUCGUUACAGUAUAUCCACACUGUGUAUAUUGAUAGAGUAUGUCCACACGGUGUAUAUCGUUACAGUAUAUCCACACAGUUUAUAUCGUUACAGUAUAUCCACAAAGUGUAUAUCGAUACAGUAUAUCCACACAUUGUAUAUCGAUACAGUAUAUGCACACAGUGUAUAUCGUUACAGUAUAUCCACACAUUGUAUAUUGAUACAGUAUAUCCACACAUUGUAUAUCGAUACAGUAUAUCCACACAAUGUAUAUUGAUAGAGUAUGUCCACACGGUGUAUAUCGUUACAGUAUAUCCACACAGUGUAUAUCGUUACAGUAUAUCCACACUGUGUAUAUCGAUACAGUAUAUCCACACAUUGUAUAUCGAUACAGUAUAUGCACACAGUGUAUAUUGUUACAGUAUAUCCACACAUUGUAUAUCGAUACAGUAUAUCCACACAGUGUAUAUCGAUACAGUAUAUCCACACAUUGUAUAUCGAUACAGUAUAUGCACACAGUGUAUAUCGAUACAGUAUAUCCACACAUUGUAUAUCGAUACAGUAUAUGCACACAGUGUAUAUUGUUACAGUAUAUCCACACAUUGUAUAUCGAUACAGUAUAUCCACACAGUGUAUAUCAAUUCAGUAUAUCCACACAUUGUAUAUCGAUACAGUAUAUCCACACAGUGUAUAUCGAUACAGUAUAUCCACACAGUGUAUAUCGAUACAGUAUAUCCACACAAUGUAUAUCGAUACAGUAUAUGCACACGGUGGAUAUCGAUACAGUAUAUCCACACAUUGUAUAUCGAUACAGUAUAUGCACACGGUGUAUAUAUAUCCACACUGUGUAUAUCAAUACAGUAUAUCCACACAUUGUAUAUCGAUACAGUAUAUCCACAAAGUGUAUAUCGAUACAGUAUAUCCACACAUUGUAUAUCGUUACAGUAUAUCCACACAGUGUAUAUCGUUACAGUAUAUCCACACUGUGUAUAUCGAUACAGUAUAUCCACACAUUGUAUAUCGAUACAGUAUAUGCACACGGUGUAUAUAUAUCCACACUGUGUAUAUCGAUACAGUAUAUCCACACAUUGUAUAUCGAUACAGUAUAUCCACAAAGUGUAUAUCGAUACAGUAUAUCCACACAAUGUAUAUCGAUACAGUAUAUCCACACUGUGUAUAUCGAUACAGUAUAUCCACACAUUGUAUAUCGAUACAGUAUAUGCACACGGUGUAUAUCGAUACAGUAUAUCCACACAUUGUAUAUCGAUACAGUAUAUCCACACAGUGUAUAUCGAUACAGUAUAUCCACACAAUGUAUAUCGAUACAGUAUAUCCACACUGUGUAUAUCGAUACAGUAUAUCCACACAUUGUAUAUCGAUACAGUAUAUCCACACAAUGUAUAUCGAUACAGUAUAUGCACACAAUGUAUAUCGAUACAGUAUAUCCACACAAUGUAUAUCGAUACAGUAUAUGCACACGGUGUAUAUAGAUACAGUAUAUCCACACAUUGUAUAUCGAUACAGUAUAUCCACAAAGUGUAUAUCGAUACAGUAUAUGCACACGGUGUAUAUCGAUUCAGUAUAUCCACACAUUGUAUAUCGAUACAGUAUAUGCACACGGUGUAUAUCGAUACAGUAUAUCCACACAUUGUAUAUCGAUACAGUAUAUCCACAUAGUGUAUAUCGAUACAGUAUAUCCACACAAUGUAUAUCGAUACAGUAUAUCCACACUGUGUAUAUCGAUACAGUAUAUCCACACAUUGUAUAUCGAUACAGUAUAUGCACACGGUGUAUAUCGAUACAGUAUAUCCACACAUUGUAUAUCGAUACAGUAUAUCCACAAAGUGUAUAUCGAUACAGUAUAUCCACACAAUGUAUAUCGAUACAGUAUAUCCACACUGUGUAUAUCGAUACAGUAUAUCCACACAUUGUAUAUCGAUACAGUAUAUCCACACAAUGUAUAUCGAUACAGUAUAUGCACACAAUGUAUAUCGAUACAGUAUAUGCACACGGUGUAUAUAGAUACAGUAUAUCCACACAUUGUAUAUCGAUACAGUAUAUCCACAAAGUGUAUAUCGAUACAGUAUAUCCACACAAUGUAUAUCGAUACAGUAUAUGCACACGGUGUAUAUCGAUACAGUAUAUCCACACAUUGUAUAUUAAUAGGAGAAAUGUUCUCAGUGACCCCAGUUACGAAUCCGACAGGAAACAAAAAGUACUCUAUUCAGUUUAUUCCAAAGAGAUAAAAAAUCCAUCCAUGGUCAGAUGCGUGUUUCAGCAAUGGCUGUGUCAAUAUACCUACAGACAUCAGAAGUCGAAUGUCAUUCAGUAUGUCUUUAUUUACUAAAAAAGCUGUUUGCAAAAACAAAAGAGUAAAAUGCACACACUAACAAAAAGGGGGAAUACUUCCCGCAGGGUGCUCCAAAAAGGGAGGGACAAUCCCUGAAGACCUCAAAUGGAAGAAAAAAAAAUAUCCAGGCACACCCGAGGUUUCUUCUAAAUGGCCACCUUUGUUUUAAACAAGGAAGUGAAGACAACGUUUCGGCUCCUCUCUGAGACCUGGUAAAGGCCGAAACGUUGUCUCCACUUCCUUGUUUCAAAUAAAGACUGCCUUUUAGUAGAAACCUCACGUGUGCCUGGAUAUUUCUUUUUUCGCAUUUAUUUACUAAAAAGGCAGCUUAAAGGGGCAUGACACACCACUAAAGUACAUCAGCAUAAUUAGGAGGUGUCGUCCCCCCCUUGUUUGAAUGACAGUGGAAAUAGAAUAGAGGGCUUCCAUAUGGAUGUAUUACUAUAAUGCUUCCCUUUACAAAGCAUUGUAUUUGAUUGGUGCAUUUGUGGCAAUUGCCGCACAUGUGUUAUUUUGAGCCUGAGACGAAGGAACCUUGGCGGAGCCCAGGGGUAGAGCAGAGCAUUUCCAAAAAGACUUGAUACAGGAGAAAAAGGUAAGCAAGCUUUAUAUUUAUGUUUGGCGUGUGCCUAGGAAGUAUGCAGUAAAAGAUCACCCCAAAUGUUGAAAUUGAGGAUCAUUUUAUUUUUAAUAGAGUGUUCCUUUAAUUUGUCAGUGAAUUCCCCUCCUUAAACGUCCUUACCAAAUAAUAAACUUUCUCUAUGUUAAACAUAAAAUCUUUUCUCUCUCACUAAUGGACACUCCCGUCACCUGCAAAGUUCUAUAGGUUGCUGUGGCACAUAGGAACUGUAGUAAAUAAGAACAACUCUCUGCGCAGGUUGUUUUGCUUGGUGAUCAUCGCCAGCUGCGGCCAGUGAUUUUGAACGAUGUGUGCCGUCAACUUAAUAUGGAACGCUCCAUGUUCGAGAGAUACCAAAACAGGGCAUUGAUGCUGGACACGCAGUACCGAAUGGUGAGAAUCUACAAGAAGGAAUGGGAGGGGUGUUUUCAUUCAUUAGCAAUUUAAGUUUUUAUGAUUAAGCCCUGUAUUUUUUUAUUGUUCUUAGUGUGAAAAUCAUAUUCUGUUGUUGUUUGUGAAAUCUCCUUUUUUCAAGUUUCAGUGGAGACUUUUUGUUUUGUUUUUAUCAGUAAGUCUUGGUACUUACUAGUUAUUUUCAGGAAACAUUUUUGUCAUAUAACUUUUGUCCUCUUAAUUCUCACAGCACAGCGCUAUCUGUGAGUUCCCAUCCCAGGAAUUUUAUGAUAACCUUCUGCGGACCAGUGACCAAAUACGCCUGCGCCCGAGCCUUUUCUGCCACACCGAGCAAAGGAUUUGUCCAGUGGUGUUCGGAGAGGUGGAUGGGAAAGAGCAGAGCCUUAAUGUGACCACUGAGGCGGGAAACAUUAACUCCAAGGCAAACGAAGUGGAGGCUGAUCAAGCAGUAAGUCUGUAUUAACCCUAGAUAUUUUCCCUCAUAUAUAUAUAUGCUGAGCCCAUAGAUAAAUACAUCCGUGUCAUCUUAAAUUUACCUUACACUCAUACAUACCACAAUUUAGCAUCCCAUGCGCAUGCUCUAAUAGGGGGUAGGCAUCCUUCGACACUCCAUUUAUUGUGGACUAUAUUUCCCAUAACGCUCUUACAGCCAUAAGGCUGGCAAAGCCUCAGGGGAGAUGUAGUCCACAAGAUCUGAAGUGCCAAUGAUUGUCUACCCCCUGCUCUAAUACUUCCCACAGCUAACCUGCUCAGUCAGUUACUGGUAAUAACAUAUUGUUCCUGCUGCCCUAGGUACGUCUGGCACGUCGUUUGACCCAGGCUUCAGUGAAGCAGGAAGAUAUUGCCAUUCUGACGCCAUAUAAUGCACAGGUGACACUGAUAAGCAAAAAGUUGAAGGAGCACCGUUUAAAUGAUGUGACAGUCUGCACCAUAAUGAAGAGUCAAGGUAACUAACAAGGGGAGGCGGUGGUUUUUGUUUUUUUAUAUUCAAACACAAGCGCUAUAUACACAACUUCCCUGCAGCAAUAUUACUCAUUAUCCUGUCUAUAUAACUAUCCCUGUCUCCAGGCAGUGAAUGGAGAUACGUCAUAUUCUCUACAGUACGUUCGAUGCCCGUGAAUGAACUGGACGUUCGGCCAACAAUUGCUUGGAAACGUCAACAUCUUGGGUUCCUGGGAGACCCAAACCAAAUUAAUGUGGCACUUACACGCUCCAAAGAAGGGUUGUGUGUAUUAGGUGAGACGGAGGAGACUGGGUGAGCUAGCUAAUGGGGUUGGCGUAAUGGGGUAUAUGUUAGGUGAGGGAUUAGGGGCAGGGGUUAGUGAGGGCAUCCCUUCCCUUAAUGCGUUUGUUGGGUGUGCUGCGGCUAAGUGAGCUAUGAAUUAAGUUAAGGGUCUAUGUGUUAGGUGAUAGGCUGGGUUUUGUGUUAGGUAAGGGUUUAGGGGAUGAGUGUGCUAUGGAAAGCUUGGGACUGGAUGGUAUGGGCAGUGUGCCAGAGAUGGGGUAUUUAGUUAGCUGAGAGGGGGUAUUUAGUUAGCUGAGAGGGGUAUUUAGUUAGCUGAGAGGGAGUAUUUAGUUAGCUGAGAGGGGUAUUUAGUUAGCUGAGAGGGGUAUUUAGUUAGCUGAGAGGGAGUAUUUAGUUAGCUGAGAGGAGUAUUUAGUUAGCUGAGAGGGGGUAUUUAGUUAGCUGAGAGGGGUAUGUAGUUAGCUGAGAGGAGUAUUUAGUUAGCUGAGAGGGUAUUUGGGUUGUGGCUGGGAGGGGUAUUUAGUUGGCUGAGGAGGGUAUUUGGUUAGCUGGGGAGGGGUAUUUGGUUGGCUGAGUGGGUAUUUAGUUGAGCUGAGGGGAGGGUAUUUUAGCAUUUAUCUGGGGAGGGUAUUUAGUUGGCACAGAGGGUAUUUAGUUAGCUGAGGAGGGGUAUUUAGUUAGCUGGGGAGGGGUAUUUGGUUAGCUGAGGAGGGUAUUUGGGGUGCUGAGGAGGGGUAUUUAGUUAGCUGAGGAGGGGUGUUUAGUUGGCUGGGGAGGGGUAUUUAGUUAGCUGAGGGAGGGGGUAUUUAGUUAGCUGAGAGGGGGUAUUUGGUUAGCUGGGGAGGGGUGUUGGUUAGCUGAGGAGGAGUGUUUUAGUUAGCUGAGGAGGGUAUUUUAGUUAGCUGGGAGGGUAUUUGAGAUUGCUAGAGGGUAUUUAGUUGCUUCAAGGGAGGGUAUUUUAGGGUGCACAAGGUAGUAUUUGGGUUAGCUGAGAGGGUAUUUGGGUGCUGAGAGGUAUUUGGUGGCUGAGAUGGAGUAUUUAGUUAGCUGAGGGAGGGAGGUAUUUAGUUAGCUGAGGAGAGGGGUAUUUAGUUAGCUGAGAGGGAGUAUUUAGUUAGCUGAGAGGAGUAUUUAGUUAGCUGAGAGGGAGUAUUUAGUUAGCUGAGAGGGGUAUGUAGUUAGCUGAGAGGAGUAUUUAGUUAGCUGAGAGGGAGUAUUUAAUUAGUUGAGAGGGGGUAUUUAGUUAGCUGAGAGGGAGUAUUUAGUUAGCUGAGAGGGGUAUUUAGUUAGCUGAGAGGGAGUAUUUAGUUAGCUGAGAGGGGUAAUUAAUUAGCUGAGAGGGGGUAUUUAGUUAGCUGAGAGGGGUAUUUAGUUAGCUGAGAGGGAGUAUUUCGUUGGCUGAGAUGGAGUAUUUAGUUAGCUGAGAGGGGUAUUUAGUUAGCUGAGAGGGGUAUGUAGUUAGCUGAGAGGAGUAUUUAGUUAGCUGAGAGGGGGUAUUUAGUUAGCUGAGAGGAGUAUUUAGUUAGCUGAGAGGGGUAUUUAGUUAGCUGAGAGGGAGUAUUUAAUUAGUUGAGAGGGGGUAUUUAGUUAGCUGAGAGGGAGUAUUUAGUUAGCUGAGAGGGGUAUGUAGUUAGCUGAGAGGAGUAUUUAGUUAGCUGAGAGGGAGUAUUUAGUUAGCUGAGAGGGGUAUUUAGUUAGCUGAGAGGGGUAUUUAGUUAGCUGAGAGGGAGUAUUUAGUUAGCUGAGAGGGGUAUUUAGUUAGCUGAGAGGGAGUAUUUAGUUAGCUGAGAGGGAGUAUUUAAUUAGUUGAGAGGGGGUAUUUAGUUAGCUGAGAGGGAGUAUUUAGUUAGCUGAGAGGGGUAUUUAGUUAGCUGAGAGGGAGUAUUUAGUUAGCUGAGAGGGGUAUUUCAUUAGCUGAGAGGGGGUAUUUAGUUAGCUGAGAGGGGUAUUUAGUUAGCUGAGAGGGAGUAUUUCGUUAGCUGAGAUGGAGUAUUUAGUUGGCUGAGAGGGGUAUUUAAUUAGUUGAGAGGGGGUAUUUAGUUAGCUGAGAGGGAGUAUUUAGUUAGCUGAGAGGGGUAUUUAGUUAGUUGAGAGGGGGUAUUUAGUUAGCUGAGAGGGUAUUUAGUUAGCUGAGAGGGGUAUUUAGUUAGCUGAGAGGGAGUGUUUAGUUAGCUGAGAGGGGGUAUUUAGUUAGCUGAGAGGGAUAUUUAGUUAGCUGAGAGGGAGUAUUUAGUUAGCUGAGAGGGGUAUUUAGUUAGCUGAGAGGGGGUAUUUAGUUAGCUGAGAGGGGGUAUUAACUUGGCUGCGUUUCAAAUAGUUUUUGGGGAAUUGGUAGCGAGUGAAUAUUUUAAUUGAUGGUCUGGGGGUUAAUGUCUUGGGGAAGAGUCCAGAAUUGGUUGGUAGGGAGAGUUUUGCGUUAUGUUUGGGGGCUGUGUGUGCUAUCUGGAUGGAUGGGACUGUCAGGUGACAAAGUGAGCUGCUAUACAUUAAUGGGUAAACAAGUAGGUGUUGGAAUAGGAUCAAAUUGUGAUUUAUUUUCUUUUUCAGGGAAUAGUUAUCUCCUGAGAUGCUGUCCCAUGUGGAGGAGACUCAUAGAGCACUACACUGCAAGGAGAGCUGUUGUCCAUUCCUCUAUCAUUGAUGUAUCAAACCCCCGUCGACGUUAAAUUUGUUUACACAACUAGAUCGUUCCGAUGCCCCCACUCACCAGCAGUGGAUAAUUGUAAGUCUCCCGUUUAUGAAUAGCAACACAUUCCGCUGUUCCCUUUAAGAAUGGACUCAGCACUGUAUAGCUCCCUCUCAGCGGGGGCUGAGCAUUUUAUUACUCAUUCCAAGAAGACCUCAACAUUCCACUCUCCAUUAAAAUGGACAGAACAUUCUACUCCCCUUCUUUACCAGGGGCAGAAAUUCGAGAUUUCCCUAAGCAGGUGCAAAUUUUUUACAGUGACCGAUCUGACCAUGCUGGCUGGCUAUCGGUUAAAGCAAAGCAUUCAAUCACACACGUUCCGCAAUAAGGGCAACGUUCAUUUCUAAACCUUCUCAGCAUGCGGAGAACAAUCUGCCAUCAAGACUUUUGUCUGCUGUCAUUUUUACAGCUUUUAAUUCAGGAAGGAACAUUCCAACCAGCAUAACCACUACAAAUAGUGCUCUGUAAAUAGUCAAACUAUUUGCUAUUAGUUUGGCAAUUGCACAGAGCUUCCGUUAGUUCUCCUGAGCUAAAGCCUGCCAUGUAGGGCCUGCUUAUUGGGAAGUACUCUCGGACAAUGAGCUACUUCCUGCAUUGCCGGACUAGUACAGGGCAGAGAACCUCCAGCUCUCAAUGGAGGAGAUAACUAACGCUCGGCGGACCCCAGGUACACGGACGGUUUGACUAUUUACAUUGGGGAGCCCUGUAACCAUAACCACCACAGCGAGCUACAGUGCUUCUUCCGCUUGGAGUGUUCGAGUUAACAAUUUUAUACAGUGUUUUAAAUAUGAUGCCAUAAUUUUACGAGUCACUGUAAAAUGAGCAUGACGAGCGACAAAACAAUGCAGAACGUCUCGGGUCAGUGAUUCCGGUUCUUUAAAACCACCUCCAAAUGCAGUGAUCCAUAAUGUGGUAUUGGGGGGGGAAGUAUUUUGUGAUAAUGUAGCCUCUUGAAACAAAGCAGGGUAACUGUGGGUUUCCAGUUUGCGUAAGACUGUAACUCCUAUUAAUCACAGCUGGCUGUGAGUGUUGGGAAUUGCCACUAAACAAUGGUUCCACAACCCCAGGCAUAUGAAGAGCUAUAUUAUUUUUAAAAAAAAUAAUAUUUUUUUUAAUCAAACAGGAUUUUGUGAGCAUUUUAAUAAGCUCUCCCUUUUUAUAUAUCUGCUGUCCUUCAAG
This is a messenger RNA of Pelobates cultripes (western spadefoot toad), 38665 nucleotides long. The record is from the annotation of a GenBank genome assembly. NCBI's taxonomy places the organism in Eukaryota, Metazoa, Chordata, Amphibia, Anura, Pelobatidae.